AUGCGAUUCCUGAUCAUUGGAGGAAGUGGCCGCACAGGCAAGCUAGUCAUCAAUGAGCUACUUGAGAGAAGCCAUGAAGUCACUGCCCUGGUUCGAAGCCCUACUGCUUUGGAGGAACGAUCCGGCCUGGAUAUUGUUCAAGGCACACCCCUCAAUAUAUGGGAUGUCAACAGAGCUUUCAAUACCAAUAUUCCAGACGUCGUAAUCGUCACUCUCAGUGCUCUCCGAGAAACCGACAGCCCAUUCGCAAAGCCCAUCUCCCCUCCUCGCAUGAUGGCAGACAGCAAUGCAAACAUCGUGAAAGCGAUGAAAGAGUUUGGAGUUCACAAGAUUGUCGUCUUGCAAUCAUUUGGAACUGGUUCUUCUUGGGCAAAUAUGCCAUGCGCCAUGCGUCUACUCAUGAGCAAGUCUAACAUGAUCUACUCGUAUGACGACCAUAACGCCGCAGAAAAGGAGAUACGGGAUAGUGGUGUUACAUUUGUGUUUGUCCGCCCUUCGAGACUUGUCGAAAGUGAUAUAACUCAAAUCAAAGAAUGGCCCACUGAUGGCAAGGGGGUUGGUCUGAUGGGGUCUGCUAGUCGCAUCAGCGUUGCUCGGUUUUUAGUGGAUGCGGCAUUGGAUACGAAGUGGGAUAGCACUGCUCCUGUCAUCACCAAUUAA
Penicillium nucicola is the source of this 660-nucleotide messenger RNA. Its product is annotated as TrkA-N domain dehydrogenase. The transcript is spliced from 2 exons. Bases 1 to 660 code for a protein of 219 amino acids. The record is from RefSeq and is a predicted model, not a curated record. Lineage: Eukaryota; Fungi; Ascomycota; Eurotiomycetes; Eurotiales; Aspergillaceae.